Galdieria sulphuraria is the source of this 1490-nucleotide messenger RNA. RefSeq lists its product as uncharacterized. NCBI's taxonomy places the organism in Eukaryota, Rhodophyta, Bangiophyceae, Galdieriales, Galdieriaceae. The annotation marks the transcript as partial. The record is from RefSeq and is a predicted model, not a curated record. The transcript has a single exon.
UUAGCUUGAGUAAAUAUGUUCGAUUUAGGGGUGACCACUGAAACCAAAGUGUCUCGUUCGAAGUUACUGGUGGAAAAAUAUUUAACUGAGCAACAAGGCGAUUUUGGAGGUAACCUGGCUACCUCACCUCUUUCUUCUGCAAGUGCAGGAUCCAACCUCUCUCAACACUGCUCAGUUUUUGCUCCAGUGCAAGGUUCUGGUGAAGAUUAUGAGGGGCUUUUUCGUGAACAGCGUACGAAGGUACUGAUGGAUGGCCAUUCAGAUAAGCGCAAAAAGACAGCUGGUAAGGGAAGAAAGCCCGGUAGACCUCCCUCUUUGUUUGUCAAUGUGUCCGACUCGGAACUUACAGAAGAAGAGAAAAAGUUGAAAGCAAAGAUUUUGAAACGAAGACAAAGACAGAAUAGGUCGUAUCAAAGGAAAAAAUUGGAAAAGAAUAUGCUUCGAAAGGACUCUGGUGCUUCCAAAGUUAUCGAAGCAACAAGUUCUGAGCAAGUUGCUAAGACGGCUCCCACCUUAUUUGGAAGUUCUAGUUCUUCGGUUUCUGUGGAAUGUGGUUACACUUUAUGUAAUACUGAUAACAAGUGUUCGAGUUCCUACAUGGGUGACUUGGAGGGCUAUCCAGCCAAUAGCUUCUCUUGCUCUUCAUCCUUGGAGGAAUCCUCGUUCGAUGAUCCUUUACAACAGCUGUUGAGGCAGGAUAUGGAUGCAGCUUCUGAAACCUGUUGUACAGGGCAAGAUAUUUCACAGUCCAUAUGGCCACCAAAUAGAUUCUUUAUAGAUAAUUCUGCGCAUUGUAUGUUCGAUAAUACUCUUUUAGGAAAGUCUGCUGUGACAGCUUCCACUUGGAAGCGAAUGGAAAAUGUGUUCACUAGUCUUUCCCUAUCCGCCCAAGAAGCGUGGAAGGCGUUUUCUAUCUUUGCUGAUAGUUUUGAUUGCGCUGCUGCUUUCCAUAUCCUUGGAUGGUCUGAAAAUGAACAUUCUAUGUUCUUGAAUACGAUUGAUUCUUUAGAGCAGUCAAAUGUGCUUAAGGUGGAUUCUUCACAAAGCAGAUUGCAACUCUAUCCAGUAGCAAAAUGCUUUAUAGUGGAGCAUUUGUUUAAAAUGAGUGGUUAUUAUCGACAGAAAUUUGAAAUAUUCAAAUAUCGCUACUUGGGAUAUUAUUCUCAGUGGAUUCAGCAACAUGUGAAUGAUGUAAUGUUUCUUCAAUUGGGUAGUUGUAAACAGCAAGCUUUAAGGGUGUAUCAUUUGGAAAAAGCAAAUAUAGAGCAAGCAUUUCAACUUGCAAAGGAAUUGGGUUGGAGAACAUAUCGCUGGUUUGUUGUUGCCACUGGAUGUUUACUUAGAUAUGUUUGGGAUAUUUCCACUAGGAAGGAACAAUAUUGCAGUUUAUUAGAAAAAGAAGAUGCACAAAGCCAUGUCAAGCCAUUAUCGGAUAGUCCCGUUGGAAUAGAACAACUCUAUUUGGAAGACGAGAAUUUGGACACUUUUUU